Molecule: messenger RNA, 603 nt
Organism: Hordeum vulgare subsp. vulgare (domesticated barley)
Lineage: Eukaryota; Viridiplantae; Streptophyta; Magnoliopsida; Poales; Poaceae
Product: probable calcium-binding protein CML16
Exons: 2
Coding region: 1-603 (200 amino acids)
Molecular function (GO): calcium ion binding
Source: RefSeq, a predicted model, not a curated record
AUGAAGAAGGUGUUCUCCCGCUUCGAAACGGACGGGGACGGCAGGAUCUCGCCCUCGGAGCUGGCGGCCGUGUCGCGCGCCAUCGCGCCGCCGGCCACCGAUUCGGCAGGGGGCCGGGAGGUGGCGUCCAUGAUGGAUGAGCUCGACACCGACCGCGACGGCUACGUGGACCUCGGCGAGUUCGCCGCCUUCCACAGCCACGGCCGCGGGGAGCGCGAGCUGGACGCCGAGCUGCGCGAUGCCUUCGACGUCUACGACAUCAACGGCGACGGCCGCAUCUCCCAUGCCGAGCUCAGCAAGAUCGUGUCCCGGAUCGGCGAGGGUCUACUUGUUCUUGGCGUGUUGGUGAGGAGAAGGGAACGCGGGGAGCUGCCCGCGCGGCGCUUCGAGGCCCUCGCCCGCUCACGCCGCGCCGCCUCGCUCGCGCUCUCCAACCGCAAGGAGAUCGCCACCUCGCACCUCGGCGCCGUCAACUUCCUCCAGGUCCCCUUCUCCCCCCUCGUUCCUCCAAUCGCACCCCUAUCACUGCCUCCCCAACCUUACGCCCCCGCAUCAGCUGCGUGUAGCGCACAGAUCAGCAACAGUAUUGAUUUUGCGUGUUAA